This is a messenger RNA of Merops nubicus (carmine bee-eater), 1963 nucleotides long. It is a transcript of the gene COPB1, whose product is annotated as coatomer protein complex, subunit beta 1. Gene Ontology annotation, molecular function: structural molecule activity. Lineage: Eukaryota; Metazoa; Chordata; Aves; Coraciiformes; Meropidae. The transcript is spliced from 13 exons. Gene Ontology annotation, cellular component: cytoplasm; COPI vesicle coat. Gene Ontology annotation, biological process: endoplasmic reticulum to Golgi vesicle-mediated transport; intracellular protein transport; intra-Golgi vesicle-mediated transport. The record is from RefSeq and is a predicted model, not a curated record. The annotation marks the transcript as partial.
AGCGUCCGCUUCCCAGACAUGGCUGCAAACGUUAUCCCAGUGCUGAUGGAGUUCCUCAGUGACAACAACGAAGCAGCAGCUGCUGAUGUCUUGGAGUUUGUGCGGGAAGCGAUCCAGCGAUUUGAUAACCUCAGACCUCUUAUUGUUGAGAAGAUGCUUGAAGUCUUUCAUGCUAUUAAAUCUGUCAAGAUUUAUCGAGGAGCUUUAUGGAUCCUUGGAGAAUAUUGCAGCACCAAGGAAGAUAUACAAAGUGUAAUGACAGAAGUUCGCAGAUCACUUGGAGAGAUCCCAAUAGUAGAAUCUGAAAUCAAGAAAGAAGCUGGUGAGCUAAAACCUGAAGAAGAGGUGUCUGUGGGUCCAGCCCAAAAACUGGUGACAGAGAUGGGCACUUAUGCAACACAGAGCGCUCUCAGUAGUUCCAGACCUGCCAAAAAGGAAGAGGACAGACCUCCCUUACGAGCAUUCCUACUUGAUGGUGAUUUCUUUGUGGCAGCUUCCCUUGCUACAACUUUAACUAAGAUUGCUUUACGAUAUGUAUCUCUAGUCCAGGAGAAGAAGAAACAAAAUUCCUUUAUUGCUGAAGCUAUGCUGCUGAUGGCCACUAUUCUCCAUUUGGGAAAGUCUUCUCUUCCCAAGAAGCCAAUUACAGAUGAUGAUGUGGAUCGGAUUUCCCUGUGUCUGAAAGUUUUGUCAGAAUGUUCUCCUCUCAUGAAUGAUAUUUUCAACAAAGAGUGCAGGCAGUCCCUCUCUCAUAUGCUGUCAGCCAAGCUAGAAGAGGAGAAACUUUCCCAGAAGAAAGAAUCUGAGAAGAGGAAUGUGACGGUUCAGCCAGAUGAUCCCAUUUCCUUCAUGCAGCUUACUGCUAAAAAUGAAAUGAGUUCAAAAGAAGACCAGUUUCAGCUUAGCCUUCUUGCAGCCAUGGGAAACACACAGAGGAAAGAGGCUGCUGAUCCUCUUGCAUCCAAACUUAAUAAGGUGACUCAGCUGACGGGUUUCUCGGACCCCGUCUACGCGGAGGCGUACGUCCACGUCAAUCAGUACGACAUCGUGCUGGACGUGCUGGUGGUGAACCAGACCAGUGACACCCUGCAGAACUGCACCCUGGAGCUGGCCACGCUGGGUGACUUGAAACUUGUGGAAAAACCAUCUCCUCUGACACUUGCUCCACAUGAUUUUGCAAACAUUAAAGCUAAUGUCAAAGUUGCUUCAACAGAAAAUGGAAUAAUUUUUGGUAAUAUUGUGUACGACGUGUCGGGAGCAGCCAGCGACAGGAACUGCGUGGUCCUGAGCGACAUCCACAUCGACAUCAUGGACUACAUCCAGCCCGCCGCCUGCACCGACGCCGAGUUCAGGCAGAUGUGGGCAGAGUUUGAGUGGGAAAACAAAGUUACAGUGAAUACAAAUAUCGUUGAUCUAAAUGAAUACUUGCAGCACAUACUGAAGUCAACCAAUAUGAAAUGCCUGACUCCAGAGAAGGCGCUUUCGGGUUAUUGUGGCUUCAUGGCAGCCAAUCUUUAUGCACGUUCCAUUUUUGGAGAAGAUGCCCUUGCAAACGUCAGCAUUGAGAAGCCAAUUCAUCUUGGACCAGAGGCACCUGUCACGGGGCACAUACGGAUCCGGGCAAAGAGCCAGGGAAUGGCUCUGAGUCUUGGAGAUAAGAUCAAUCUGUCUCAGAAGAAAACAAGUUUAUAAACUUUACCUAAUGUAUUUUCAGGUCUUUUACAAUUUAACCGUAGGUAUGUGGCUUUUGGGAUCCAGAACAUCUUAUAUUCUUCAGUGUUCUGUAACUGUAGAAGCCAAGCUUUUGAGCCGAAAGCAUUCCAGCAGAUAAUUUAUAGGUUCUCCAUGAUUGAUACUGAGCAAAACUUUACAUCUCCAGGAUUUUUUCUUUGUCCUGGAGGUCAUGUUUUCUUUGUCUCUAAUAUAUACUGAUGCUCACAGUACAAUAAACAAAUUAUGCCAG